This is a messenger RNA of Rhagoletis pomonella (apple maggot), 1078 nucleotides long. Its product is annotated as alpha-protein kinase 1-like. The coding region runs from base 272 to 1039 and encodes 255 amino acids. The transcript has 4 exons. Lineage: Eukaryota; Metazoa; Arthropoda; Insecta; Diptera; Tephritidae. The record is from RefSeq and is a predicted model, not a curated record. Gene Ontology annotation, cellular component: nucleus.
UAUAUCGACAGCGCAGCCAGCCACCAUGCAAGACGGACGGACGGUCGUGAGCAGAGCGCUGGCGAAACAACAACAAAUGCGCUAUGACACACACGACAGACACAGAUAAAAAUGAAAACGACGAACGUCGACGGCAACGACGAUUGACGGUCGACUGUCGACACGACGGUGAACCAAGUGAAAUAAAUCGCUAAAUUCCUGCGGCAGAAAUAAAGCUUGUCAAAAAUUCAUAGCAAAUUUUUAUUUUGGUUAUAAUUUACAACGAACAAAAAUGGUUUUCAAUAUUUUAUUCAAGGAUCGUGUAACGAAACCGCAAAAGAAGAUGCUCAUUACACUCCUGCGUGAAACCAAAUAUAUGGAGGGGAAAAAGGAGAAGGAAUGGUAUUGGGAGAAGAUACAGGCGGCGCUAAAUACAAUCGGACCAAAGAAGACCAUAAUACAGUGGAAGAAGUGCUGGCGGGAUAUGCGUUUGACUACGCGUAAGAAACUUGCCGAGCUGAAACGUUGCCAAUUGGCAGGAGGUUCCCCGCCUCCGGGAAUUGAGCUAAACCAAGAGGAUAACGACAUUAUCGAUAUUGUUGGCACCGAAUAUUUCUAUGAGGAAAUGAAUGGCGAAUUAAAACCGGAGAACUUCAUGUCUGGCUUCGAUUAUGUACCCGAACAUUUUUGUGAUGCAAUCCUAACAGCUGCCGCUGUAUCCAACGUUCAGCAACAGCACAUGCAGCAUCAAAAGGAUCAGCAACAUGCGGCACUACAACAGCAACAACAACAACAACAACAACAACAACAGCAAGAUCAUACGAAUAAUGAUGGCGAAACAAAUGAUGCACCCGGUUCGUCUAAUCACACCGACACGCAUGGCGGCUUAUAUCAGACUCCCGGCGGUAGUAUGCAAUCACAUAACGGUGACCAUGUCUCGGGUAGUAGCUCGUCACAGCAACACAAUUCCAUGCCACAUCUGCAGACGUUUCACGGUGGCUUGCAUUCGCAUUUGCUGCGUCGCCAGCAGCAUGCUGCUUUCGCUCUACGAGGAGAUUAAGCGUGUGCCCGAAGAGAUUCGCCUUGAUGUAAAGGCCGA